Messenger RNA from Musca domestica (house fly), 838 nucleotides. It is a transcript of the gene Taf13, whose product is annotated as transcription initiation factor TFIID subunit 13. Bases 116 to 514 code for a protein of 132 amino acids. Gene Ontology annotation, cellular component: transcription factor TFIID complex. The transcript is spliced from 3 exons. NCBI's taxonomy places the organism in Eukaryota, Metazoa, Arthropoda, Insecta, Diptera, Muscidae. Gene Ontology annotation, biological process: transcription by RNA polymerase II. Gene Ontology annotation, molecular function: protein heterodimerization activity. The record is from RefSeq and is a predicted model, not a curated record.
AAAUUGCUAAUCGAAGCACCGCCGCCGAAAAAGUCAAUUGGCUCCGUUGUCUAGACGUUAUUAUUGUAUACGAACUUGGAAGCCAGAUUUUAAUUUCUAUUUUCUUUUUUCAAAUAUGACUACAAACAAUGAUGAACCGUUUGAAAAUGUUGAUCUCGACGAGGAAGAAGGCGAGGAACAAUUUGUUCCCACAAAUGCAGGACGCAAACGUCUGUUCAGCAAGGAAUUACGUUGUAUGAUGUACGGCUUUGGCGAUGACGAAAAUCCAUAUACCGAAAGUGUUGAUUUGCUAGAGGAUCUGGUUAUCGAAUUUAUAACAGAAAUGACGCAUCGUGCCAUGGAAAUAGGACGCACCGGAAGAGUACAAGUGGAGGAUAUCAUAUUCUUAGUUCGUAAAGACCCAAGAAAAUACGCCCGUGUUAAGGACCUGCUGACAAUGAAUGAGGAAUUGAAGAAGGCGAGAAAGGCUUUCGAUGAAAUUAAAUAUGUUGGAAGCGAGGCUAAAAUCAAAUGACAAAAAUCCAAAUAGUCAGUACCAGAAAUUGGUCUCAAAAGCGUGUUAUAUAUAAUACACCUAGUCUUAGACAACUUCUUACAAAUCAGUUAUAUGAGCAAAUCAACUUUUAGAUUACUCAGGUGUUCAUAAAUCGAUAUAAAAAUAAUAAAUUUUUUAAUAUUUUAUGCUAGAAUCCUUACAUUUAUAACGACAAUCUAUCUCCGAAAGUUUACAGAAGUAAAGUUUAAUUUAUUUUUCAUGAGAAUAAUUGAACACUAUACUCAAUACAUCACAGCGUUGGUCUGUUUCUGAACAGCAAAAAUAUAAAAGUUUUUACCACGA